Messenger RNA from Arctia plantaginis, 363 nucleotides. Lineage: Eukaryota; Metazoa; Arthropoda; Insecta; Lepidoptera; Erebidae. The record is from the annotation of a GenBank genome assembly.
AUGUUGGUGGCAUUUCGAGGAAGAUGCAAGUUCAAAGUGUACAUGCCAAAAAAGCCAACCAAAUAUGGCAUAAAAAUUCAAUGUCUCACGGAUGCACGGUCUGGUUACCUACUCAAUGUACAUAUAUAUGUGGGCAAACAUUCCGAUAGUCAGAAUUUAACAGCAGAAUAUCAAGAGAUUCAAGAUUUUUCAAAGGCUAAAGAAGUUGCAGUGAGGGAGAACUGGUCCGUGAGAUUACCUGAAUACGCUGCAGAAGUAUAUGACGAAUCUAAGGAGGAUAUAGCUGAAUCCUGUCCCAUUGCAAAACAGACUGUUCCUCAUCUUGAAGACCCCUGGGCACUGUUAGAAGAGUCAAAUGGAUAG